CUAACCCAGGCUGAGAGUAGCUGCUGUUUCUGAGAGGACGAUUCGAGGGGAGGCCCCUGGCGCGGUUUUCUUUGCCUCUCCCUUCCGCAGGCCCUGGCUGUACUUUAACUGUGCCUAGAGCGUGGUACGUUCUCGUCUACCUACCUGACUUUCUGCAGAAGGCGCCUGUCGUUGGCCUAAUAGUUCCCUGUCGAAAGUGCCGGCCCCCGCGCCGGCACCGGCCGCAGCCGGGUGGGAAGGCUCAAGAUGGCGUGCCUGUUGGAGACCCCAAUCCGCAUGAGCGUCCUCUCGGAAGUAACAGCUAGCAGUCGCCACUAUGUUGACAGGCUAUUUGACCCUGAUCCCCAGAAAGUUCUACAAGGUGUCAUAGACAUGAAAAAUGCUGUAAUUGGAAACAACAAGCAGAAAGCCAAUCUCAUUGUUUUAGGAGCUGUUCCAAGAUUAUUGUACUUGCUUCAGCAAGAAACCUCAAGCACAGAGCUGAAAACUGAAUGUGCCGUGGUAUUGGGGAGUCUUGCUAUGGGUACUGAAAACAACGUCAAGUCUCUUCUAGAUUGCCAUAUUAUCCCUGCCUUACUGCAAGGACUACUGUCUCCAGACCUGAAGUUCAUUGAAGCUUGCCUCCGGUGCCUGCGCACCAUCUUCACCAGUCCCGUCACUCCAGAGGAGCUACUGUAUACAGAUGCCACGGUGAUCCCACAUCUCAUGGCGCUGCUCAGCAGGUCCCGCUACACCCAGGAGUACAUCUGUCAGAUCUUCUCACACUGCUGUAAAGGUCCAGAUCAUCAAACAAUUUUGUUUAACCAUGGUGCAGUUCAGAAUAUUGCUCACCUACUAACCUCAGUAUCUUACAAAGUUCGAAUGCAGGCACUGAAAUGCUUCUCAGUUUUAGCUUUUGAAAACCCCCAGGUAUCGAUGACGCUGGUAAAUGUUUUGGUUGAUGGAGAAUUAUUACCACAAAUUUUUGUGAAGAUGUUACAGAGGGAUAAACCUAUUGAGAUGCAGCUCACAUCAGCAAAAUGUUUAACUUACAUGUGUAGAGCUGGAGCAAUUCGGACAGAUGACAACUGUAUUGUAUUGAAGACACUGCCUUGUUUGGUUCGAAUGUGCAGUAAGGAGAGAUUACUAGAGGAGAGAGUUGAAGGAGCUGAGACACUCGCCUAUCUGAUUGAACCAGAUGUGGAGCUACAGAGAAUCGCUAGCAUAACUGAUCACCUCAUUGCCAUGCUUGCUGAUUAUUUCAAAUAUCCCAGCUCAGUGAGUGCCAUCACUGAUAUUAAAAGGCUUGAUCAUGACUUAAAACACGCUCAUGAACUCCGCCAGGCUGCAUUCAAGCUCUAUGCCUCUCUAGGAGCAAACGAUGAAGACAUCCGGAAGAAGAUCAUUGAGACUGAAAAUAUGAUGGACCGAAUUGUGACUGGCUUGUCUGAGUCUAGUGUCAAGGUGCGGUUAGCUGCCGUCAGAUGUUUGCACAGUUUAUCUAGAUCUGUGCAGCAGCUUCGAACCAGUUUCCAGGAUCAUGCUGUGUGGAAACCUUUAAUGAAGGUUUUACAAAAUGCACCAGAUGAAAUCCUAGUAGUAGCAUCCUCCAUGCUAUGUAAUCUUCUUCUUGAAUUUUCUCCAAGCAAAGAGCCAAUUUUAGAAUCCGGAGCUGUGGAACUACUUUGUGGAUUAACCCAAAGUGAAAAUCCCGCUUUGCGAGUGAAUGGAAUUUGGGCUUUAAUGAAUAUGGCAUUUCAGGCUGAACAAAAAAUAAAAGCAGAUAUUUUACGAAGCUUGAGUACUGAACAGCUCUUCCGGUUAUUAUCAGAUUCAGAUUUGAAUGUGCUGAUGAAGACAUUGGGACUUCUUAGAAAUCUCCUCUCUACUCGGCCUCAUAUAGAUAAAAUAAUGAGUACACAUGGGAAGCAAAUUAUGCAAGCCGUCACCCUUAUUCUGGAAGGAGAGCAUAACAUUGAGGUCAAAGAGCAGACUUUCCUUAGGUGUGGUUACUUCAUUGGCGAUGGUGUCAGGAGAGAAGAGAUCAGAGUGGGACCUGUGAGCGUCUGUGUACUUCAGACACUGUGCAUCCUAGCCAACAUAGCAGAUGGGACAACAGCAAAAGAACUCAUUAUGACCAAUGAUGACAUCCUGCAGAAAAUCAAGUAUUACAUGGGUCAUUCACAUGUCAAACUGCAGCUUGCUGCUAUGUUUUGUAUAUCAAACCUCAUAUGGAAUGAAGAGGAAGGUUCACAAGAACGCCAGGAUAAAUUACGAGACAUGGGCAUCGUAGAUAUUCUACACAAACUGAGUCAGUCACCAGAUUCAAACCUUUGUGACAAGGCAAAGACGGCACUGCAGCAGUACCUGGCGUGACCGGAGCACCCUGGGCACCUGCGAGCAUCCCACAUCCUUGUUAAAGGAAGUACAGGAACUAGCCUCAUUUGAUUCCUUCUAUUUGCACAAGUCACCUUGGACUGCAGGGAGCUGUUUUGCAAAAGCAAUUUGGUAGGCUUAGAUCUCAAAUUCAUCUUGAGAACAUUGUUUCGAGGUAGUAAUUUCCUCAGAGGACUAUUGUGUUUUGUUUUGUUUUGUUUUCUGAGCUACCUGGACUCUUUGUUAGAACAAUCAAUCAUUUUCCUUUGGACCUACAAUUUUUUGCCUAUGCUGCAGCCACUUUGUGAGUGAGGAUGAAUGUGUCUCUGCACACAUAGGUGUGUGUGCGUGUGUGUGCACGUGGGUCAGAAUGAAUGGAUGUGUGUGUGUGAGGGAUACCUCAAAUUUUUCUUUUCUUAUUUUGUGUGAAAAUCUCUUUUCUACAGAUUUUCCAGGGUUUAAGCAUUGCUUGCUGUAUAAAAAACUUUACUGAAUUAUAUACAGUUUGAAUGAAAUGUUAUUUUAAAAACAAAACAAUUGUUAAGUGUUCCAUAAAGGUUAUGUUGAAUUUUGGUCAGAUGAAUAUUUGUAAGUAAAAAAUAUAUGCAUUUCUGAACCUCAACUUACAUAGAUUUUCUUUAUAAAAAACAAAACAAACAAAAAAAAAAAAAAAAAAACAGAAAACAAAAAAAGAAAAAAGGUUGGCUGUAGUUGGCCUGAAUAACAGGCAUGAUAUAUGGUGCUGUGCAAAAUAGUAAGCUAGCAUCUUACUGCCGUCAAUAUCAGCAGGUACAGAGCCUCUUUUCAGCCUAAUUCAAUAAGCUCUCAGGCUUCCAAGUCAGAUGGACAGGGUGGAGUGGAGUGAGGCAACAAAUUCACAAUAGGAUUUUUGAACCAUCAGGGGGAAAUAAGCUACUGAUAGUGAAAGCCCAGCCCUGACUCUGGCAUGCUACACUUGGCAGGAACUGGGCACCAAGAGCCUCUCGACUGCCCUAAAUCCUGUCAUCGGUGUAGCGGUAUCUGGCAGGAUAUAGAGCCAGUCGUGGAACCUUAUGCUCAAACUAAAGUAGGUCAUCACUUCCUGGAAACAAAGUCUGAUCACCUUGUGCUUCCUGAAACAGCAUAUAUCACUGUGAAACUAAAGAAUGCUGUACAGACUCACCUGUAGAAAGAAGCAAAGAACAGGAUAGCUUAGAAAGCUGUUUUUCUCUUAGCUAUACUCAGCUAAUUCUACUAGUCACUCAGGACUGCUAUUCAGUGUGCUUUUGUAAAAUGAGAUCAAAAUUUGAGUAAGAGAUGUGGCUGAGAUUUUGUCCUGCGUGAAGCCCAAAGCACUGAAGUUUGAGCGAGGGAAAGGCACUCUCCCCAGCGGGUGGAAGAUGGAUUCUCUGACAGCGAGUGCUACUUCGCCCUGCUGCAGCCUUUAGUUUGGCACCUGGCUCCAGCUUCAAGGUGAACUCAACAGAGGUUGCUCUUGACUGUUUGGAGGAACAACCAGCCUUCCUUUUCCCUUUGCUAAAAGAAGUUCAGAGGCAUUGUGGCCCGGAAGCGAGGUCUGUGACCCAGCCGCUUGUCAUGAGUGUGUGCCACUGACAGAACCCCAAGCCUCCCAGCCACUCCUGAUGGGGCUGCUCACACCGCAGCCACCCCAUCACCAACCUGCACCUUCCUUGGAGGAUUUAAAUAUGUUCGAUUGCAAAUGAAUGUUUUUAAGUGUAUUUAAUGCAAUUUUUCCUGUUCUCAACAUGACCACCCAAGAUUCAAACACAGAGAUUGCCAAGUUGUUAUUUUUUUCAGAACACCACCGAUUUAAAAAUCUGUCACAGCAGGGACUUGGGUUUUGUGCGGCCAACAGAGUGUUAAUGUGAGAACGCCAGUUUAAAGAAAAUCGAGUUUAUUGGGAAUAAAGCCUUAUAUAGGUCCACUCGUUGACAUUUCUAGUACUGAGAAAAUGUCCUUGGUUGGCAUUUGUAACACGAAACACUAUAGAGUUGGUAAAUAUAAAGAAACCAAUAACGAAUUGCUGAGACAAUCUUGAACCCAGAUAGCAUUAGAAAGCUGAAAGCCCAAUGAACUAACACUUUCACACUUAAACUCUGUGGAUAAAUCUUGCCUGUGGCUAUAAACAGAUGGUCAGAGAAAAAGUGCUUUACUAUAAUUAACUUUUCUGAUUUAAAUGAAGGAAAAAUGUAUUUAUUAAAGCUGUUUGCUGCUUUAUGCAGGUGCAGUGUUCAGUCGGCAAGAAAGUGGGAGGAAUGGGGCGUGGUCUGUGUCUCCACCCGAGUCCUUCACUAAGCUUCUCGCUCUCUCUAAUACUGCACUCUGUUUCUCCUUUUGUGCCCUGAUUGUAACCCAAAAUUUAUGAACUAGAAAAGAAUGUCCAGUUUAAUAAGUUGCAUUUUUUUUUCCUUAAGCACUUUAUGCAGAACAAUACAUGUUCUUCUGGUAGUGUUUGGAUAAUAUGAUUUUAACACAUGCUAAUAAAAGCCAAGAAAAAAAUCA
Messenger RNA from Herpailurus yagouaroundi (jaguarundi), 4857 nucleotides. RefSeq names its product armadillo repeat containing 8 (gene ARMC8). Gene Ontology annotation, molecular function: protein binding. Lineage: Eukaryota; Metazoa; Chordata; Mammalia; Carnivora; Felidae. Gene Ontology annotation, cellular component: GID complex. Bases 247 to 2355 code for a protein of 702 amino acids. The transcript is spliced from 23 exons. The record is from RefSeq and is a predicted model, not a curated record. Gene Ontology annotation, biological process: proteasome-mediated ubiquitin-dependent protein catabolic process.